Messenger RNA from Amblyraja radiata (thorny skate), 1624 nucleotides. It is a transcript of the gene tex9, whose product is annotated as testis expressed 9. NCBI's taxonomy places the organism in Eukaryota, Metazoa, Chordata, Chondrichthyes, Rajiformes, Rajidae. The coding region runs from base 208 to 1377 and encodes 389 amino acids. The record is from RefSeq and is a predicted model, not a curated record. The transcript has 12 exons.
UCCAGAGAUGCUGCUGCCUGUCCCGCUGAGUUACUACAGCAUUUUGCAUCUGUCUUCGGUGUAAACCAGCGUCUACAAGUGUCCUGUGCCCGGCCUGCAGGCGGCGUCACCUCAGGGCCCGGCCUCCACCGAGUCUCCAUCGCGCCCUCCACAAACCUCGCGCUGUUUCCCAGCUCGUUGCCCUGGAAACCGGGCGGCGGCGACGCCAUGGAGGGUCGGCGACGGCCGGCGAGCUCGACGAAGAAAGCAAUGUCUAAUAGAUCUGGCUCGCUGCCAUCAGCUUCAGCAAAGAAAGUUCCUCCAGAUUUACUCACUAAAGAAGAAGAGUACAAGAAAUUGAAUGCAGAAUUGGAAGCAAAAACAGCUGAACUGGUGCGGCAAGCUGAAGAAGUUAUGAAGGGACAAGAGGAAAUGUUUUCUCAAUCAACGCCACAGAAUGAAACAUCUGCAUUAAUGGACAAAGAGAAACUGAGAGAAUUGUUUUCUUUUGCUGGAUCAUCUUUUGAAAAUAAAGUAACAAAGAACAAAAGUAAGGUUGGUUUGAGGAAUGUAGAACAAACCAGACCAUGUUCAGAAAGCAAAGGAAAGAAAAUGACAAGUGCUAAACAUAAAAGUCUUGAAUUACACGUGGCUGAUGAUGUUGCAGUUCCAGAGGACUUUUCCAAUUUCUCCCUUGCUAAGACAAUUAGCAAAAUUGAAGGCCAGCUGGAGGAUGGAAGUCCUGCUGUUGUAGAAGAUGUGAUAAUGCCAGGCGUUGGCAAUGAAAUGAGCACAGAGGCCCAGAUACGAUUUCUGAAAGCAAAACUAAGAGUAAUGCAGGAGGAACUGGAUAGACUAGCUCAUGAAUACAACAAGAAGGAUGAUGAAAAUAAUACCUUGACUAGCCAUGUAAAGGAGGUAGAGGAAGAACGCAUCCGAUUACAAAAGGCAACGAACAUCCAGCAGUCUCAAAUUGAGAAAUAUAAAAGCCUGGCUGAUGAGGCACAAAAGAAAAGUGAUGGUUUACAGCAACAAGCGCUCGCUUUGCAAAAGGAAUUAGAGACCCAGAAAAGAGCCCAGAAGCAAUUUGUAACAAACCACAAUGCCACAGAGGUUCGUCUGAAUCGGGCAUUAGAAGAGACCGACAAAUACAAGGCGGAGCUUAAUAAAGUGAAGCAAAGUAAUAAGGACAUAACUAAUCAAGAAAAACUAACAAUUGAACAGCUGAAGUUAGAAAACAAGAAGUUGGAAAAGCAGAAAAAUGAGCUUAUGACUGGCUUUAAGAAACAGAUGAAGUUGAUAGACAUUUUAAAAAGGCAAAAGAUGCAUGUGGAAGCUGCUAAACUGCUCUCCUUCACUGAGGAGGAAUUUAUUAAAGCAUUGGAAUGGGGAAACUGAUUGGAAGAAAAGGCAGAGUAAUAACUUAAUAUUGUAAACCAUACAUUUGAAUGCAAUUUCAAGUUUGCAAAAUCUAUUCAUGUUUUAAUAUUAUACAAUUAUUUGAAUGAAAUAAAGAUAUUUUCUACAUUUUUCAUUUCCUUUUUCUCUUUUUCGUACUUGUCUAUUAAAUAUCGGAUGUUUACUUGCUGCAAACCUGAUGAUUGUCUGCAUUCUUCUUUAUUAAAUCCCAAAUCUUGAAAUGGUA